GUCACUCUGGACGUGCUGAGGGAAGGCAGCGUGUCCACCAAGGGUCCCAGAGGCGGAGUCUUCGUCAUGUACAACUGUGCUCGGCUGCACACCCUAUUUGACAGCUACGAGCGAGGUGUGGAGAAAGGUGAGACGGGGGACACGCAAGGCAACAGGAUGAUGAUGGAUAUGAUGAUGUCAUUAAGCAGACGUGACUGACUUGAUAAUGCCGUGUUCAAAACAACUGGGAAAUAUCCGACUUCUGACCUCAGUGCGUUCAAAACAACUGGGAACUGUGAAAUAAAUUAGCUCCAACUGAGAAAAAUGUAUUUGAACGGUCAUCCAACUCGGAAAACGGGCCUCUUUCUAGAGCUCCGACCUGAAGAUCACUGACGUCAUGAUUUGACCUUGUAUUUUUCCGAGCUCCCAGUUGUUUUGAACGCACCAUUAUCCAAAGUGACCCACGCCACAUACACACUACAGUAUGUGGCCUAUGUUGUAGUCAAACCAGAGCUUCCUCAUCCAACUGUGCCAUCUGAACCACACAGUUGUAUAUACAUUUGUCAUACGCUCUUAUCCAGAGUGACUUAUAGGAGCAAUUAGGGUUAAGUGCCUUGCUGAAGGGUGCAUCGACAGAUUUUUCACCAAGUCGGCUCGGGGAUUCGACCCAGCGACCUUUCGGUUACUGGCCCAAAGCUCUUAACCGCUAGGCUACCUGCCGCCUCUACACUGCCAUGUUCUAUACGCGUACUAGUCCAGACCACACCAAGCAAACAUGUACAUCCUAUGUUGUACUCUGUCUUUAUUGUCAUGCUGCAUGAUCAGUUCCUACUUAUUUGCAUCCUACAGGACUUUACCCUGAAAUCCCAGAGGGCUCCCAGUUGGACUUCUCAGCUCUAAAAGAAGAGGUAGGCCUAUCGUUGGUUAAAUGACUCCUCCACAGCACGAGCUACAGGGCCUGUAUUCACAAAGUGUCUCAGAGUAGGUGUGCUGAUCAAGGAUCAGUUUAGUCUGUUAGGUCAUUAUAUGGAUGGGGCACAGGGGGCUGCUGAUGGGAGAACAGCUCACAAUAAUAUCCGGAGCGAAUGGAAUGGCAUCAAACACCUGGAAACCAUGAGUUUGAUGUAUUUGAUACAUUCCACUAAUUCCGCUCCAGUCAUUACCACAAGCCCGUUCUCCCAAUUAAGGUGCCACCAACCUCCUGUGGGAUGGGGGGGGGGCCUGAUCCUGGAUUCUUCCUAGCACUUCUACUCUGAGGUGCUUUGUGAAUAUGGGCCUAGAUGUGUUUCAUUUUUACUCUGGUCCUCUAGAGAUCGCUGUUCUCGACAGUCAUGGUGUCUCUUCCUGUUUCAUAGGGGGAGUGGCUUCUUCUGUUCAAUUACCUCAUUCCAUUCUCGGAGCUUCUCGACCAAACAGGACAGACGUUGGAGUGUGAUGGAGGAGGGGCCAGAGUCAACCUGAAGACUGAACAGGUGAGAUGUAAAAAUGUAUAUAAGUGCAAUGAAAUAUCAGUUGAUAUAGAUAAAUGAAUGCUCAUAUAAUGUAUGUUUAAUGUGUGUGCAAUGUGUCUCCCAGAUCUGCAAGUUCCUGGUGUCCCUCAGUAAGGAUUUUAGCUCCUAUUACAACAGAGUCCACGUCCUUGGGGUGAGCACUCCCUCAUUUUGCCGCUAUGAUUGUCUGUCCUGUCUGUCCGUCCGUCCGUCUGUGUUGAGGGUGGGGGUAGUUAAAUUAGGUUAGGUUUAAUGGGAGACUGCUCUUAGUGUAAUUACAGCAUGUGGUCUCGCAGUAUGUAUAAUUAAAUAUAUGUUUGCAUGUGUGAUGCCCCCCGAUGUUUGACACAUUGUGUUAAUAGCCUAUCACCGACCAUACCAGGCCUGAAAACAUGGUGUACUGACAGACAGUACAGAUGAUUUUGAUUUCAACUGAUUAAAGUUCACACCAAGUUCAGUCCAUAACCCCUGCCCCCUCUUUUUCAAUCUGUCUCUCUCUAACCCCAUCUCUACCCCCCUCUACAGGAGCCGUUGCCUCACCUCUUCAAUCAGAUGUUCUGUCGGCUGCAGUUGUUAAGAGCACUGAGAGAGCUCUACCAUAGCGCACUGGACACUCUUCACCUUCCUCCCAUUCCACAGCUAUAG
Messenger RNA from Coregonus sp. 'balchen', 2114 nucleotides. Lineage: Eukaryota; Metazoa; Chordata; Actinopteri; Salmoniformes; Salmonidae. The record is from the annotation of a GenBank genome assembly.